Messenger RNA from Echinostoma caproni, 255 nucleotides. NCBI's taxonomy places the organism in Eukaryota, Metazoa, Platyhelminthes, Trematoda, Plagiorchiida, Echinostomatidae. The record is from the annotation of a GenBank genome assembly.
AUGGCUCCUAUUUGUACUGUAUUGGUGCAAAACUACUACUACUACUACUACUACUACUACUACUACUACUACUACUACUACUACUACUACUACUACUACUACUACUACUACUACUACUACUACUACUACUACUACUACUACUACUACUACCAUCCAGGGAUUAGACUGAAAAUCGCAAUCGAUGAACGGGAUUGGGCAGAGUUUGGAAGAAAAAUGACCGGGAACGUUGGUUUGCCAAGUGUUUGCACAGGCUGA